Molecule: messenger RNA, 2505 nt
Organism: Stomoxys calcitrans (stable fly)
Lineage: Eukaryota; Metazoa; Arthropoda; Insecta; Diptera; Muscidae
Gene: elgi
Product: E3 ubiquitin-protein ligase NRDP1
Exons: 6
Coding region: 281-1228 (315 amino acids)
Biological process (GO): protein K63-linked ubiquitination; regulation of canonical NF-kappaB signal transduction; tumor necrosis factor-mediated signaling pathway
Cellular component (GO): plasma membrane signaling receptor complex
Molecular function (GO): ubiquitin protein ligase activity
Source: RefSeq, a predicted model, not a curated record
AAUCGACUAAUGGAAAGUCGAUAAAUAGCUCAAGUAUGGACAGAGACCAAACAUUGAAAGAAGAGAAGAAAAAGUUAAUUAAUUAAUGGUCGGUAAAUUAGUUUUAGUUUUGUACACAACUCGCAAGCAUCAACAUAAAAUCUAAUUCUGCAGCAAAAUUAAACGUUCACUUGAAAUUAAACUUAAACUUUGUUCGUGAUAGUGCAAAUUCUUGCUGCUAUUGUUUGUGUAAAACACCACCAUUGAUAGAGGCAGUUAAAGAGGAAAUCAAGCAGCAGCAAUGGGUUAUGACCUACAUCGUUUCCAGGGCGAGGUCGAUGAGGAGUUAACUUGUCCCAUAUGUUCCGGAGUCUUGGAGGAGCCCUUGCAGGCUGCUAUGUGUGAACAUGCAUUCUGUCGUGCAUGCAUAAAUGAGUGGCUUUCCCGUCAACCAACAUGUCCCGUUGAUCGCAAUUCAUUAACAACAGCCAAUUUAAGAGCGGUUCCAAGAAUUUUACGAAAUCUGUUAUCGCGACUUUCCAUAACAUGCGAUAACGCCGCUUAUGGGUGCACAUUGGUCCUAAAGCUUGACGCCCUUAACGCUCAUUUGGAAGAAUGUGAACAUAAUCCGAAAAAACCAUUACCGUGCGAAAAGGGUUGCGGAUUUGUCAUACCCAAAGAUGAGUUAAAAGAUCACAACUGUGUUCGCGAAUUGCGCACAAUGAUUUUGACCCAACAGCAAAAAAUUGGGGAAUUCAAAACAGAAAUUGCCGAUCAAACUUUAACAAUUAAUGAGCUAAAGCGAGAACUGCAGCUAUUUAAAGAUUUUAUGCGUGCCAUGCGUGUAUCUAACCCUGCUAUGCGUGCUAUAGCCGAUCAAAUGGAACGUGAUGAGGUUAUUCGUUGGAGCAGCACAUUGGCUAGAGCUCGUGUUACUCGUUGGGGCGGUAUGAUAUCCACACCAGACGAUGCACUACAGAUGAUGAUAAAGCGCGCUCUUUCAGAAUCGGGUUGCCCACCACAUAUUUUAGAUAACCUAAUGGAAAAUUGCCAUGAAAGACGCUGGCCGCGUGGAUUGAGUUCACUGGAAACUAGGCAAAAUAAUCGUCGUAUUUAUGACAAUUAUAUAUGUCGGCGAGUACCAGGCAAGCAAGCUGUUUUGGUUUUAAGUUGUGAUAAUUCCCACAUGUCGGAGGAUGUAAUGGUCGAGCCUGGUCUUGUAAUGAUAUUUGCUCAUGGCAUAGAAUAAACAAAAUAAUAUAAACAUAUAUAUAAAAUUUAAAAAUUAUUUUUCAAACGAAAUGUUAUACAUUGUCUUUGAAAUGCUUCAGACUCACUACCUUACUACGGUAAUAAUACCUGCAUAGGUAUAUAUGUACGUACCAUGUUCUAAGUUCAAAAUUAUUGUAAAACGAACAGUGAAACCAAAUUGAAUCUUUCACCGAUUUUAAUGUUAACUAUCAUUCAAAAUGCAUAUGAAUAUUGUGUUAAUUUUUUGCAAACAUAGGGUGACUUACGAAAUGUUAGUUUCUUUUUAUUCGAACGAUGUAUUGUGUUUCAAAACGCCACAAUACUACAUUUUUACAUUGUAUACUAUUUCAAAAUGUAUCGGUAAAGUAUUUUUAACGCAACAUAAAAACAACAAAUCAUCAGUUAGAUUGUUGAUGCUUUUUUGCUUUUGCACAUACAAUGGAUAACAAAAGGGCAACAAAUUAACUAUGUUUUGGUAACAUUUUUAAUAUUCUUAUCACUUAUUUGAUAUUUUAAACAUUUUUAGGUGGGUACUAGGUUUUUUGUUUUUUUGAAAAACUUUCCUUGAUUCAUUCUAUCGGUGGUUUGACAAUAUUACCACGUUUGAUUUGUUUGGAUUUCUUGGCCAAAAUGUUGCCAUUUGCAUAUAAAAGUUAAUAUGACACCAAUCAAGCAGUUGAUAAGCUGCUCACGUACAUGUUACACACAAAUUGUGAGUGUGUGGAUCGUUCUCAAAUUCAUAUGUGUUGUAAUUUCAGUCAAAACCCACCCCUUCAAAAUUAAUAAAUGAUGAAACACAAAACUAUUUUAAAAGAAACGAAUGCAGCUUUUACUUGUAAAUAUAACUAAAUUUUGUAGCUUUUCAUUGGUAUAAGUUAAAUAAGCACAACUUUUCAAAAACCUUGCCAGCAUCUUCCAUUUGUUUGAAAACAAUGUUGCAAUUGCAAGACCAAAAGCACAACACUAUAUUUCGCAAUCGUUAUCACUUCGUACAGAUUCCUUGCAAUAGCUUGUUAUGAAAGAAACAUUUUUUAUUUUUUUUUUUUAGUUUUAGAAGCAUAUUUAUAUUUAUAAACAAAUUCUUUCUUAUUUUUGCAUCCAUAAACACUAAAUUGUUUUCCAUCCCGAGUAAGUACGUGUGAACAAGAUCACUUACACUAACAAACACUUAGUUACAAUUAUAUAUGUAUUUAUUUUACUUUUGGGCGUCGUGAAAUGUAAAUUUCCCCUAGAUGAAAAAACUAGUUAUAGCGAAAUAAACACUUUUCAUCAAUA